Molecule: messenger RNA, 10523 nt
Organism: Acanthopagrus latus (yellowfin seabream)
Lineage: Eukaryota; Metazoa; Chordata; Actinopteri; Spariformes; Sparidae
Product: leucine-rich repeat and immunoglobulin-like domain-containing nogo receptor-interacting protein 3
Exons: 4
Coding region: 669-2537 (622 amino acids)
Molecular function (GO): protein binding
Source: RefSeq, a predicted model, not a curated record
CAUGCCAAGCGAGAGAGAGGCGCUCAUACUGAAGGAGGCAGAGGCAACAGCUACAGCAACAGCACGCUCCUUCUCCAUCCUCCCUCUCCGUUAUUUUCCUCAUAAUCUCACAUCCACGCCGGGUGGAGGGGGGGAGAUGGAGGGCGCCCUGACCCGCUGAGGGAGCACUGUCUGAAGGAGAAGAAGAGAAUCUUACAUGAGCCCCCACCUCCUCCAGUGAACGACCGGAUCAUUUUGCUUUUCUUUUCUUUUCUUUUCUUUUUUUUUUUUUUUUUCCUGGGACAAUAAACCAACAAGGAGUGAAAGGGAGGUGUGUACACGGGAGGCUGUCGGCGGGGAAAGGGAGGGUGGGCGAAGGCGAGAAAAAGAGGGGGAUGAGUGGCAGGUUUGGUACAGCUGCUGAUGCCAGGGUGUCAGAGUGAGACGGAGACAGACUGAGGGCGACCCGAGGAGGAAGAGGAGGAGGAGGAGGAGGUGGAGAGGGAGGAGGAGGAGCGGCACGUGUGGAACAGUGUCUGCAACUUGUGGACCCAGAGGAGAGAGGAAAAAUAGAUUCACAUACGCACACAGCUGGACAGAUGAGGAGGCAUCAGGGACCACACUUCAGUCCUGGGUGUAUGGUGCACUGACCCUGCCUGCGACAGGCGAGGAGUCAGAGGACCAGGGCCAUGAUUGGCUCUCCUGGCCCUGGUGGGCGUGCCUUAGUGCCAUGGCCGAGGAUGUGGCGGUGGGUCCUGGGUGCUUCUCUGGUUGCCAUGAUAACCCUGACGCUGGCAGGAAGUAGCCAGGCCUGUCCGCCACGGUGCGAGUGCUCAGCUCAGCUAAGGUCAGUGUCGUGCCAGCGGCGGCGGCUCACCAAUAUCCCAGAGGGCAUCCCAACAGAGACACGGCUUCUGGACCUCAGCAAGAACCGGCUUCGCUGGGUGCAGGCAGGCGACCUGGCACCGUACCCGCGGCUCGAGGAGGUGGACCUCAGUGAGAACCUCAUCGCCACAUUAGAGCCCAAUGCCUUCGCCAGCCUCCAGAAUCUCAAAGUGCUGAAGUUAAGGGGGAACCAGAUGAAGCUGGUGCCCAUGGGGGCCUUCGCCAAGCUGGGCAAUCUGACCAGCCUGGACCUGAGCGAGAACAAGAUGGUGAUUUUAUUGGACUACACCUUUCAGGAUCUGAAGAGUCUGAAACAUCUGGAGGUGGGAGACAACGACCUGGUUUAUAUAUCCCACAAGGCAUUCUCAGGGCUGCUGGGGCUGGAAGAUCUCACAAUAGAGCGCUGCAACCUGACAUCCAUCUCCGGCCAGACGCUGUCUUACCUGCGCAGCCUGGUCACCCUUCGCCUCCAUCACCUCAGCAUCAUCGCCCUGGAGGACCAAAACUUCCGCAAGCUCUCCAACCUGCGGGGUCUGGACAUCGAUCACUGGCCGUACCUGGAGUACAUUUCUCCUCUCAGUUUCCAGGGCCUGGACCUCCACUGGCUCUCCAUCACCAACACUAACAUCACCUCCGUCCCCUCCGCUUCCUUCAAGAACCUGGUGCACCUCACCCACCUCAACCUGUCCUACAAUCCCAUCAGCACACUCGAGCCCUGGGCCUUCAAGGACCUGCUGAGGCUGAAGGAGCUCAUCAUGGUAAGCACGGGGUUGAUGACGGUGGAGCCCCAUGCCUUUGGAGGCCUCCGACAGAUCCGGGUGCUCAACUUCUCCUCGAACGACCUGCAGACUCUUGAAGAGGGCUCCUUCCACUCUGUCAACAGUCUGGAGACCCUCAGAGUGGACGGGAACCCCCUGAUGUGUGACUGCCGUCUGUUGUGGAUCCUGCAAAGACGCAAGACCCUCAACUUUGACGGCAGAGUGCCGGUGUGUGCGGGGCCGGUGGAGGUGCAAGGGGUCAGCCUCAGCGCCUUCACCGAUUCUGCACUCUUCGAUCACUUUACAUGCCAGAAACCUAAGAUACGCAACCGUAAGAUGCAGCAGGUGAUCGCUCGCGAGGGCCAGCAAGUGAGUUUUCUGUGUCGAGCUGAAGGGGAACCCGUCCCCGCUAUUGUCUGGAUUUCCCCACAGCGCCGACGGAUCACAGCUAAGAGUUCAGGGCGCAUUACUGUUCUCCCGAGCGGCACCUUGGAGAUCCGAUACGCCCAGCUCACUGACAGCGGAACAUACAUCUGCAUCGCCAGUAACGCCGGAGGCAAUGACACCUACUUCGCCACGCUCACAGUGCGUGGCCAGCCGCUUGACGCCGCCUCAGCCUUCUUUCUCAACCGCUCGCUGUACAGCGGCGAGUUCUUCAACGACACAAAUCUGAACAGCACGCGCGUUUUCCUCAAGUUCACCUUGGACCUGACCACCAUCUUGGUCUCCACGGCAAUGGGUUGCAUCACCUUCCUGGGGGUGGUCCUCUUCUGUUUCCUGCUGUUGUUCGUGUGGAGCCGGGGACGCGGCCAACGCAAGAACAACUUCACAGUGGAGUACUCUUUCCGGAAAUCUGAACCCGCCACUGGAGGCUCCUCGGGAGGGACCAGGAAGUUCAAUAUGAAGAUGAUAUGAAACAACGCAGCCAGGGGUCCUUCGGGGGAGGCAUGAGCACGUCCCAUAAACGUGUUUGACACACGCAAACACACACAGCCACUGACUCGCAAAGAAGUCUGAAAGCACAUAAUGAGUUCCCGUCCAUGGCUCUAUUCUAAAUUGAGCGCCCACAUCAAAACUGGAGCCAUGAGAUGAAUUGGUUUGAUUUGUGAUUGAAAACAAGAUGACCCUGAUCUCUCUGUCUCUCAGUGGUUUUAUUCAGCAUGUGGUGAAAAGCAUGUUUGAAAAGGAAACAAUUGAUAGAUUUGAACAAGCUGCUGAUCCGCCAUGCUUGAUAAGAAUAAUAGCGUUAAGAAUUAUAGGAAAAACGUUUUGGAAAUUGGCAUGAUUCUUGAGCUGUGGGGUUCUGGUAGUCCUGUCUCUCGGUGACACUGUUUGAGAAAAUGAAAUAAAAUCCCUGUUUCAUUUAAAAUUCCCUCGACUGUACUGAGUGCAGUCAGGGAUUUUACAGGAAAUGUAUUACAGGGAGACCUGGCUACCACCCAGUUAUAGAGUUUGUAGCUGUGCUCUCCUAAAAUCUGCCUUGUUAAGAUUCAUGCAUGUAGAAAUGCAGUUAGGAGAUAAGUUGUAAGUCCAGACCGCUGAAUAAAACAAAUUGUUUUGAAGACAGUUUGAAUAUGUUUUUCCACAAAACAUUUAACGGCCACCUUUCUCUAUUCUGACCACGGCUGAACAGCGAGGAGGGCGUCAAACACUUCAUCAGCAUUAUCACAUGCCAUUUGUUCUAACCAGCUGCAGCCUGAGAUAUGUAAAAUAAGGUAUGAUAAUAAGGAGCGAUGGAUUCGGAUCAUUCACAUAAAAGAAACCAGAUUUGGCCCUGUCUUCUUUGUGAGAGUUUGCGACAACGUUAGCUGUGUGAGUUUGGGACGAGCGCGCCGACCGAGAGCUGCUGUGGCGGCCUGUGGCCCGGAGGGUUUGGUUAGGAAGUCAAGCCCGCCAGACACGGGCCGCCGCGGUAGCCAUAGCAACCAACACAAGAGAGAGCAAGGGGGACGAGGGCUGGUGGGCCCCGGAGGACUGGUGGGUGGGAGGGGAAAUAAGAGGUCGGUGUGACCUCUUCUUCCUCUCCCCUACAUCACAAGCCCCGCUCACGCUCGGUGAUCAACAGGAGAGGGUUUCGACCCGCCGGGCUCCACCUUCCCGUCCCCCCGCCCUCUGCUGUGUUGGUCGACGCCUGACCUUCCCAGCGCUGCCCGGGGGGAGCAGCCUGGAGAGUCGGGUCACACUCAGAGGUAGACAGAGGACACAGAGCAACACUGUAGGGGUCUUCACACAAACACACAGCAAAACACACACACACACACACACACAUAGCACCUUUUCUCAGGAGAAGUGAAACCCUGCAGAGUGUAACCACACAUAACUCGCUCUGCGUGAAUAUGACAUUCCAGCAAUACUGUAUGUAGAGCCAUAAAGCCAAAAUUCGUUCUCUAAAAGAGAAGCGAUGUGAAUUUGUGAGUGACGAAAACGAAGCCAUAGUAUGUGUAGCCUUGUUUAUUUAUUGUUUUUGAUACAGUAACAUGUGCAUGAUUCAGUUAUACAAUAACAAUUAAUGCUACUGCCAUUUUACAAGCUGUCGUGAUGUUCACAAGACCAUCUGCUGUCGCCAGGCUUGCAUAAAGUUGCACCCCAACACACACACACACACACACACACACACACACACACACAUACAUACACAGAAGCACCUCAAGGUUAUUUGGAUUGAUACAACAAUCGCAGUCACACACGACUAAACCUACAAAUUGAUAAAGCAGUGUGGCGCUGACUGCUCUCUCUCUGUCUCUGAGACGGUCGGUGUGCGAAUGUCUCUGCCCCCCUAGCCCAGUGCAUCCCCCGUCCUCCCCCCUUCCGCUACCCCCCCCCACACACACCCCCACACUGGGUCCUCCUUUGGGAGGGGUCCCUGGCUGGAGACCGAGGAAUCAAAAUGUAAAUGAAGUCGUGUUAACCCUACCCACGCCAUGUGCAUCGUAUAGUGGAGAGUAGUACUGUGGUUUUAAAAAAAUGAAGAAAAAAAAAAAUGACAAAAAACUUUCUUUGAAUUGUUCUGUUGUUUCUUGUUUGUCCUCCAUUUUUAAUUUCCUCAGUUGUUGUUCCCCGUGACCUCUUGGCUGUACACCGUUUUAAAGUUCCCCCGUCCUCCGCGUGGGGCCGUUCUGUUCUCAACACUUAAUAACAUUCCCGUGCUGUGGGCCGUGUGUUCGCAUCUCAGUGUGCUUAUCAACGCAAACCAGGCGGAGCAGUAUUUUAAAGAAAACAGACAAAAUCUAACCUCGUGUCGCAGGUUAAAUUGGAGGUGUAAUGAGAAAGUGAAGCGGAAACACCGGUUUGGUUUUAGUUCCUCAACUCAAACUAAAAUGAGACAUUGAUGCAUCGCUGAAUCAAAACUGGUUGUGCCGCACAAACAAUUUCUUAUGUUGAGUUUAUUUGCUGGUGUUUACACACCAGCUUCCAAAUGUGUUCUAAUCAGCUAAAGCCUAAUAUAAGGUAUGAUAAAGCCAAACGUUGCUGUUGAAUAGCUCACUGAUCCAGCAGACAAAGCGAUUAUUAGCUUUGUUAAUAUACGAUCCACCCAUAGCGGAGUGCAAACGAUUGAUUAAACUGCUGUUAAAUAACAACAUAACUGAAUAUUUUACAGCCCUAAAACAGCAAAACAUUAUGCCAGAAAUGCCGAAAUACAUCGUUUUGUUUAAGCUAUUACAGCUUAUGAUGCUAAAAGUAGCCUACUUCCUGUUUACAUAACUGAUUGCUACUGAUUGGACCACAGUAACUUACAGAUCUUUCCUAAUUGGCUAAUCAGUUUUCAAAUUGACCUUUGUUAAAGCUGCUUAAUCACUAGCUUGAAACUAGCUAGUUAGUUUUUACUUGCACUGACAGUGGAGCUUCAAACUGCUAGCAUAGAUUAUGUUAGCUUGCUGACAUAUGAAUAAUGGAUUCGACCUAUCUGACACUUUAAUCAAAAUAUUUUUAAUUUUGAGCCAAAAAUGUUAAACUAAAUGGUUGAGUAACAGUCAGGUUAGCCAGGUGAGCAUGUUUCCAACUCUGAAUCAAUCACCUCUGAAACACACACACUUCAUCAUGUUUGCAAAUAAUGAUUAAUCAAAGUCAGGCACUAACAGUUAAAGAUCUAACAUGCAACAUUUAGGCUUUAAAAUAUCUAAAAAUGACAAAACCUUUGAUUUAUAUUUUAUCGAGUUGAGUUACAUUACUCCAAAUGUUUCCAACAAUGUUAAAAAAGAUAAAUGAUUUUUAUUCAAGGUGUUGCGUUUUCAUUCGGUCUUCUGUCCCUCUGGUUAAAUACCAGAUGAUUCACGAGAGACUGUGGAAGGAACGAUGCGUGACUAAACAUAAAACUUCAAACCGUCUCCUCGUCUGUGAGCCUGAGUUCUGCCCGAGUCGCGCCGGGUAGAUUUUCAUCAGCAACGGCGGCUGAUUAAUAAUGAAGACUCUCACGAUCCCGCACAAUUUUACAACUUCUAUAAAACACACACAGUGUGUUUUAUAGAAGAUUAUUGCUGCAUUGUUUGCUCUCCUUCCCAGAACUGUAGAGGAUGUAACUCAUGAUGCUACAGUGACUUCCUGUUGACAUAGUAGAUCGCUGUACAGAUGUUUUUGGCGACACGUGAAGAAGAAGAUUUACUCAGUCGCCCAGUUUAAAGGCAGCUACUCAAUAAGAACCUGGGAAGGACUUACAGAUUUACUGACAGAAUCACUGAUUUAAAGCACAAGCACAACACUGUGUACAGACAAGUUUAUGUUUUGGAAACAGUUCACCCCGAGGUAAGGUAAGACACUCUCAAAACUUUCGCAAAAUAAAUCCGGCAAACUCCAUUUUUUUGUCCCUUGCGAGGGAUGAUGAAACCACGGCUUCUGUGUCAGGAUGAAUAACUGAACAGCCGUUAAAGAUUCAUGAGGCCGAAUGAGAAUAGAUGAGCAAACUGGCCUGGUUUUUCAAUGCCGUCUUUAAUGGUAUCAGCAGCCAUUUUUUUGUGUGUGCGUGUGUGUUGAGAACAGGACGUCGCCUUUCGCGGGCAUCUCCUCUCCCCCGAGCCGACCCUCUCGUCUUUCCAUUCCCCCGUAUUUUCUCAGUGAAAACUAGGUUUAGAAGACAGUGCGAAUGUCUGUCGUGAGUGUCGAUGGUGUUCUCGUGUAAACAUCAAUCACAAAAUGUAAGCGUAGAUGAGGGUGUGUUUCAUUUUUAUUAUCCUUCUUCUCCUUCUCCCCCCUCUUUGCCGUCCUCCUUCCCUUCUCAUUCCCCCUGUUCCUCUUUAACAUUUACAAAUCCCCUUGUUGUCCCUGUUCACAGUAUUAGGCUGGAAUAUGGUUGUGUGGUAGUAGACACGUGUACUGUGUGGUCGGUGAGUCAGUGUUGUCGUGUUAUGAUUUGUUGCUCCUGGUGAUGCCAUCGAAAACACGGAGCAGCGAUCGGAUCAGUGGAGACAAAAGAAGAAAGGGGUGACCCAGGUUCCCUAAAAGAAAAAAACAAAACAUUGGUUCCCAUUUCACGCCCUAAACCCAUUCCUGAAGAACCAUCUCAAGAACUUUCCCGCUCUGCACAGUGCCACUUCUGGGAUCUUUCUCUGGAUAUGAAAACCCACGGACUGUACUGUAUGUAUUUUCUCUGAUGAUAUCUUGUCACACUUUUAACUUCUGUAGAAAAAGGGGGAAGGGCGGGGAGGUUUGUUGUGAGACCGUGACCACGAGCCUACACGUUCUGCCUACGGUGAGUCAUUUCGACGAGGAGCGAAGCAGUCCAUUCACCGAAACCGACAUUUUCUUGUUGGCCAGGGUUAAAAAUAAGCGCUUCUCAAGUCCCUGAAAGCCGAAAGGAACUGAUUUUACUUCGAGCUGAAUGCUCUUUGAAAGAAAUCUGUCCCCGUUAUCAGAGGCCUCGAUGAAUAUGUUCAACAUUUAAAUCGACAGAGCCGACAGUCUGCCAAACAACUGUUCUAGAAAAAAAAAAAAGAAAAAAAAACAAGGUGCCAGAACACGCAGUUUUGCAGCCAAGCCAUCGGCUCAGUUUGGCUCACAGACUCUCAGUGUUUGCAGAUACACCAGGCGAGCCGAGCUUGAUUCGUCUUGAGAAAGUAGGCUGAGCGAUCCCCCCCUGCUCCCUCCUCUGGUUCGUCCUUGCCUGGGGUUGGUGUACUGUAGUCUAGACGCCCCAUUUAAAAACAGCAGCAGCGACCUCACUAUUAGGAUUCCUUCCACCGGGGGAACUCUUCAAAAGACGCAGGCCAGAAAUAAGACAGAACCGGAGACCCACCGGAAUUUUGUCCAGUUUCAGUCUCACCUUGAUUCUGCAUUUCUGACCCCAUAUUGGCUCUAAAAUCAUUUUCCAUCUCCAGCUCCGCAUCCUGUGGCUGCUAGUUGUGAUUGGAUUCGACUCGGGUUGAGUUAUCAGAGCUGAGAGGAGCAGUAAUGGGAUGACGGAGGGGGCGAGCUCGGCUGAUUGGGUGAUUACUUGGCUUAUUAGGCCCAUUUCCGUAACAGACUUCUCAGAAGAGCGUGUCGUGCAAAUACUACUGUAGUUGUUUCGGCUUCAUACAUGCAGCGGUUUCCUCUAAUUGGACGCAGAGAGACAUAAUUGGACAUGAAGCAGGGCUUUUGCUGAAGGGGGUUGUUUAGAGCACCUUGGACAGAGAACUGCUUCAUCUUAACCUUGACCAGAUAAUAGCAAGCGCCCCCCCCCAACCCUCCUUUCUAUAUGACAACACUGACCCCAAGUGGUCGAUGUGAGUAACAGCAACACGUUGGGAACCAUACUGCUGAUUCCGAUAGUGGGAAAAUAAAUCAAGAACAGCUUUGGGGUCUCAUACAAGUGAAACACUGAAGAGAGCAAAUUGACUGUUAGCUUCACAAAGUCAGUGCUUCUUCACUGAUUUCCUUAUAGCCAUAGGCGCGACCUCGUCUCCGCUCUCGGUGUCUGGUGGUGUCGUUUGAAUCGGAUCAGAAAAACAAAACAAACAAAAAAAAAAAUACCAACAGAUGUGACCAAGUUUGCAGACGAAUACUUUCUGAUGCUGUCGCCUCCAUCCCCUCUCCCUCCAGUCUCACCACCAUCACAACAACAAACAAUAACAAACUAACCAUGAUGAGAAAAUGUCGCAGUAUCUUUCUUUUCUCUGUAUAUGACUGAGAGCUGAUCAGGAAAAAAAAAAGAAGAAGAAGAAGAAAAAAACGAUCGGUUCCUUUCCGGAGAAAAAAAAAAAAAACUCAAACAAACAAACAGACAAACUGUUUUUCUUGUGGUCUUAGCAGGUUUAAUCUAUGCAUGCCUUUUGUAUACAGUGAUCGGUCUUGCCAAACUCUCGCCUACACUUGUACGGAGAGCUGUGGGUGCCCUUGUUGCUGGCCAUGGGACUGGUUGAAACAAACCUGCUGCUCAGAGCAAGUGAGGCCAUUCUAGUGUUUUCUUAAAGGCGCACUAUGUAAAGUGUUCAUUGUAAUGUUUACAAUAUUAGCAAGGUAAUCACACAAAAAUGUUUGAAUUAGAAAAUAAGGUUUGCCGGAACAAAAGGUGGCAGGGUCCGCCACAUGUAAACAAAGAGAGUUUGUUUGAUUAGUUUUGACUCGGCGCCAAACAAACGAAAACCUUCUGAUUAGAAUUUCCUCCCCCGAAAAACUGCAUAGUGCACCUUUAACCUGGUAAGAGUCAAAGACAGGAUCCAGUAGUCGCCUGCUCUCGUAUUCCUGAGUGUGCAUCUCACUAAAUGAAGCGUCUGUUUACUCGGGAUGAUUGUACUUUUACACAUAUCUUUCCACGCACACAGGAUCCACUCAGAUGUAGAUAAAACAUGAUUGCUAUUCCAAGCAGGGCGGUGGGACUGAUCAAUGCUGUAUGGGGAUAGGAUUAUUCAUGGCAUACUUUCAUUGAUCUGUCUUUUGAACCUUGUCAGUCUCCCACAAUCCCUCUGGGGCGGAGAGGAGAAGGGGGGGGGGGGGGCGCACAGAGCUCUUACAGAACCUGGUUGGCACUCAUUCCUAGGUUUCCACAUUUACCCUUUUAAGAUGUUUUUCCUCUUUUAAGAACGAGAUGGUGCCAGAUUUCGACUUUCCAGGUCUGAGCCGAUGUGACGCCCUCCUGCUCCUCAGAGGAAGCUGUAGUUUGGUGUAGCUCUGUGUUUGUUGGAGCCCUCUAAUGGAAAAUAUCGAAGUUUACAUCACAAGUUUGGCUGGGGUAAACUUACACUCUCCUCUCUCUCUCUCUCUCUCUCUCUCUCUCUCUCUCUCUCUCUCUCUCUCUCUUUCCUCCUUGUCUCUCUAUCAACUUGGCACCGACCUCGUUAAAACAUUUCUCAACAUUUGUCAGCUUUCAGUUGGUUUUUUUUUUUUGCACUGAUGCAUAUUUGUUGCCCGUCGACACGGGCGUUACUGACAUCCUGAAACCUAGGAAUGAGUGCUGAGCGCUCCAGACAAACGCAGAGCUCACACAAAGACAAGCUGCCCGGCUCGUCCAGUGAUCAAUCCUUAAAAGACUGACUCACGAUAGAGACUGCUGUCCGAACACGAACAGAAUCUGGACUGCACCCCGAAUAAUCAAAGACAUUAUAUUUUGCACCGGUGGAUCCUUGGAUGUGAAGAACAGAGAACUGUACAUACUAGAUCUAUUAGCCAUAUCAUGUCAUCUGAUCUGUAGACCUCCUUGCCAUGUCUGACAGAGAACAAUGACUGUUGAACUGUAAAUAGUGUAGGUAUAGUAAUAUAGGAUAUAACUGCUGCUUCUUUUCUCCAGGGAUCGCCUCGUGUUUUGCUCAGUCCCAUGGCUGCUUGGUCUCAAAAGGGAGGGAUGAGACAAUAAUGUACUUGUCUAUAAUAAAAAAAAAAACACACACACACACGAGUUCUUUUUUUUUUUUUUAUUUCAAUGUUAAUGUUUUAUAUACCGUCUGUCUUGUAAAUGAGCUCCUUUUGGUCAUAAAAGCAUGAUGUGACUCUGUC